UAUUUCCCCCCUCCCGCUUUUUUUUUUUACGCGUGGUGGAGGCGGCAGAGGGGGAGGGGGAUUUCCUGUCUCUUCGCCUCUGUUCACUUGGGACCAGCGGAUGCGAGUCACACACGCUCCCUCCCUCAACUCUCUCUCUCUCUCUUUCGCUGUGGAAGUUAGCGGAGAGAGGGGGGGCGCGCGCAUUAGAUCACUUCAGCCGCCGCGAGAAGGAGGGGAGCGCGGCUGCCUGCGUGUGCGCGUGUGUGUGUGCGGGAGAGGGAGAGAGGCGCGCGUGUGCUGAGCCGAGGACGCAGGAGAGCGACGAGAGAGCCCGGGCGCGCACUUCCCCGCCACCUCCUCGCCAAAGUGGAUCGGCCAGACUUUCUUCGCCGGCGCCGUCUUCCGCUUCUCCCCCCCGAGCCUCCGCCCGGCACCUGUUUGAGCCGCUUUUGACUCCAGCUGGACCAGAAACCGGAGCGCAACACUCUUGGAGAGGGAGAAAGUUUUGCCCGCCCGAGGAGAUUCCCGCGCGCGCGCUUUCGCGCUUUCCUCUCUGAGCGCAAGAAGAAAACAACUUUCUCCCCCACCCAACCCCAGCACCACCACCACCCCUCCUCGCUCUCGACCGUCGUGGUGAACUCUUAUAUAAUUUACUUCUCCUCGGCACCUCCUCUUUCCCGCCCGGACUCGUCCUGCUGGUCGGUUCCCGCUCGUGCGCUCUCCUCGGCGCGCCGCUUCUUCGCCUUCCUGCGCUCUAUGUUUUGACGCUGUGGAGCCUGGUGGCCCCCGAAAGCUGCGCGAAUGUAUAGCAUGAUGAUGGAGACGGACAUGCACUCCCCCGGCGGAGCCCAGGUCACCACCAACCUCUCGGGCCAAACCGGAGCCGGGGGAGGAGGAGGAGGAGGUGGAGGAGGCGGCGGCGGGGGCCCCAAGGCUAACCAAGACCGGGUCAAGAGGCCCAUGAACGCCUUCAUGGUUUGGUCUCGGGGCCAGCGCCGGAAGAUGGCCCAGGAAAACCCCAAGAUGCACAACUCGGAGAUCUCCAAGCGCCUGGGCGCCGAGUGGAAAGUCAUGUCGGAGGCCGAGAAGAGACCCUUCAUCGACGAGGCCAAGCGGCUGCGGGCGCUGCACAUGAAGGAGCACCCGGAUUAUAAAUACCGGCCCAGGAGGAAAACCAAGACUCUGCUCAAGAAGGACAAGUACUCGCUGGCCGGAGGGCUGCUGGGCGCCGGCGGCCCCGGCGGAGGCCCUCCGGUGGCCAUGGGCGUCGGCGUGAGCCCGGGCGGCGUGGGCCAGCGCUUGGAGAGCCCCGGCGGAGGCGGCCCCGGCGGCGGGGGAGGCGGCGGCGGAGGCGGCGGCGGCGGGGGCUACCCGCACAUGAACGGCUGGGCCAACGGCGCGUACCCGGGCUCGGUGGCUGCGGCGGCGGCGGCGGCGGCGAUGAUGCAGGAGGCGCAGCUCGCCUACAGCCAGCACCCGGGCGGCGGCGCCCACCCGCACGCCCACGCGCACCACCCGCACCCGCACAACCCGCAGCCCAUGCACCGCUACGACAUGGGCGCCCUCCAGUACAGCCCCAUCUCCAACUCGCAGGGCUACAUGAGCGCCUCGCCGUCGGCCUACGGGGGCAUCUCCUACGGCGCGCAAUCCCACCAGAACUCGGCGGCGGCGGCGGCUGCAGCGGCCGCGGCAGCGGCGGCCGCCUCCUCCGGGGCGCUGGGCGCGCUCGGCUCCCUGGUCAAGUCCGAGCCCAGCGUCAGCCCGCCCGUCACCUCGGCGCACUCGCGGGCCCCGUGCCCUGGGGACCUGCGAGAGAUGAUCAGUAUGUACUUGCCCGGCGGAGAAGGAGGGGACCCGGCGGCGGCGGCGGCAGCCGCGGCGGCGGCCGCCGCUGCCCAAAGCCGCCUGCACUCCUUGCCACAGCACUAUCAGAGCGCCAGCACGGGGGUCAACGGCACGGUGCCCUUGACGCACAUCUGAGCCAAGGGGAGGAAGGGCGCACGGACGGACGGACCAGCCAAGGGGCGCGGGGGCGCAAUGGAGGGUGUCGCGCUCUCUCUCCUGGGAGCACCCUCGUCCCCCUCGCCGCCACUGCUGCCCAUCUUCCCAGACCCACCCCCCGCCGCCCCCUUCCUUUUGUACAGAACAACAAGAAAGAGAGAGGAAAUGUUUUGAUGACGUUGUAAUAAGAAUAAUAAUUAUAAUAACAAAUAUUCCUAAUGGUGAGGAUAAUGAAGAGAGAAGGUAACAGAUUGCUCUAAUGCUGCCCCCCCCCGUCCCUCCCUCUCUACCCUAAGGACUAGUUUCUGAAACUGGGGGUUGGGGGGGGAGUUGGGUUGUUAUAUUUUCCUUCUGUUGUUGUUGGGUUUUAGACAAACCGUCUGUGUUUUAACUGAGAUUUUUUUUUGUACAGUAUUUAUCAUUCACCCAGGAGCCACAAUGCGUUUAUAUUUGCUAAAGCGGGGGGAGGGCAAAAAAGACAGACAGACAUAACUAUAAUUGUUAAUUAUUCGAAGAUCUAGGCGACGCCAACUUUUCUGCCACACAGAAGCACUAACUGGUCAAUCUUUGAGCCGCUUCUUGUGAAGACUUUUUAUUGCCUAAGGAAAGCAAAGAUGUUGGGGAGAACUGUUCUCGUUUAUAACACAGUACCAAGGGAUGCAAAUCCAAAACCACGCUUAAAUUCUUCUUCUUUUUGUAGUUCUUACGAAGCGGGGUUCUUUAUUUUUUCUUAUUUUGUUUAUUUAUAAAAACAUUUUUAUUUUAUUUUUUUGCAACCAGCAACGAUAUUCUGGAUUUUGUAAAUGUUUAUUACGUCUGCAUUUUUUUUCCUUUUGUUAACUAUUUUUUGUAUUUUUUUUCUUCUUGUAAAUGCAUUGUGGAAUAAUUUUAAUUAAUUUUAGGCGUUACAAGGGAAUUCAUAAAUGUGUAUAUAGUUUACUAAAAAGGCGUUUCCGCUAAAAAAGGAAAACAAAUAAAACUCUAAAGAUGCGUUCGAUUCUGAGUUAUAUCAAUUUCAAAGUGAAAGUGCAACCAGUAAAUCCAAAAUGUACUAAUUCAUGGCAUGCCUUAAAAACUAGAGAUUGGAAAUUGACUAUAUGUAUAAAUAUAACGUGAAAUAUAAUAAGAUCAGCAACCACACAAAUCCCUAUUUGGGUUUAGACUUUUCACAGUUUCUGUGAUCGCGAACAACAACAAAAAGGGGGAGAAAGUUUUUUUUUUUAAUGGUGUAGUUUUUGGAUAUUAUUUUAAUAUCUGUUGAGUAUUGUUAAGGAAGGCGACCGAUUAAAAUACUUUCCAUAGCAUUCCUUGUUUAUUUUGUUUAUUUCUGGCACGGGCUUAUUGAAACAUCUAGCUUACAGUACUAAGUUUUCUGUCUUAAGUUAGUGAAGCGGUUUUAAAUAGGUUUGGACGGUUCUCUCCCCCUUCUUGGCCCUAAGGCUAGAUAUAACUCCAACAUUACUGGACUCACCAUGUUUAGGCUAGAUACAAUUAUGAUGCUGAAUACUGAUUAGACAGAAAAACUACCAUAAAAACUGUUUCUGAACAAAGCCACAAUUUUGGGCGGAUGGGGUAGGGUGGGGAGUCUAUCUCUUGUCCCAGCACUGUCUUCUCUUCUUCGGAAUACCAAGGAACCUUGUUUGAACCGUGAAUGCUGUUACACUAAAAUGAUGCAUUUGUUUGUACGGAUAUCAUAAUGUUGUUUAAUUGCAUAGAAAUUUGAUUUAAAGUGACUUUCUCCGUUGCCUGAUUCUGAAGUGGGAAGUCGAUAUUAAACUUGAUAUAACAGUAAAGACACA
Messenger RNA from Podarcis muralis (Common wall lizard), 3782 nucleotides. RefSeq names its product SRY-box transcription factor 1 (gene SOX1). The record is from RefSeq and is a predicted model, not a curated record. Gene Ontology annotation, molecular function: DNA-binding transcription activator activity, RNA polymerase II-specific; RNA polymerase II cis-regulatory region sequence-specific DNA binding. Lineage: Eukaryota; Metazoa; Chordata; Lepidosauria; Squamata; Lacertidae. Gene Ontology annotation, cellular component: nucleus. Gene Ontology annotation, biological process: neuron differentiation; positive regulation of transcription by RNA polymerase II; brain development.